Messenger RNA from Ipomoea triloba (trilobed morning glory), 2250 nucleotides. RefSeq names its product protein TRANSPORT INHIBITOR RESPONSE 1-like. The transcript has 3 exons. The record is from RefSeq and is a predicted model, not a curated record. Gene Ontology annotation, cellular component: SCF ubiquitin ligase complex. Gene Ontology annotation, biological process: SCF-dependent proteasomal ubiquitin-dependent protein catabolic process. Gene Ontology annotation, molecular function: protein binding. Bases 148 to 1893 code for a protein of 581 amino acids. NCBI's taxonomy places the organism in Eukaryota, Viridiplantae, Streptophyta, Magnoliopsida, Solanales, Convolvulaceae.
UGUAGUACACUGUCCUUCCUUCUACCAAAUCUAAGCUUUGUUAAUGGUGCUUCAGAUCUGAAACUCCCCAAACACUGACUUCAUUUCAGCGUCGACCAAUCUAGCUUGUGGGAUUACAGAUUUAGGCUUUCUCAAGUCUCAACGACAAUGGCGUACUCCUUUCUCGACGAAGUGCUGGAACACGUGUUCUCGUUUCUCAGCUCCGACAAGGACCGGAACGCGGUCUCCUUGGUGUGCAAGUCGUGGUACGACAUCGAGAGGAUUUGCCGGAGGAGGGUGUUCGUCGGGAACUGUUACGCCGUCAGCCCUGAGAUCGUGAUCCGCCGAUUCCCGGAGGUCCGGGCGGUGGAGCUCAAGGGGAAGCCUCAUUUCGCGGAUUUCAAUCUGGUGCCUGAGGGUUGGGGAGGGUUUUUCCACCCCUGGGUGGAGGCAAUGGCGCCGGUUUACCCUUGGCUUGAGGAGAUUAGGUUAAAGCGAAUGGUUGUUACGGAUGAGACCUUGGAGUUGAUUUCUAGGUCUUUUAAGAACUUCAAGGUCCUUUCGCUCUCCAUUUGUGAGGGCUUCACUACUGAUGGCCUUGCUGCUAUUGCCGCCAAUUGCAGGAAUUUGAAAGAGCUAAACUUGAGGGAGAGUGAUGUUGAGGACCUGAGUGGGCAUUGGCUGAGUCAUUUCCCCGAUAACUGCACAUCUCUAGUGUCACUUGACAUUACUUGCUUGGGCUCUGAGGUGAGUUUCUCAGCACUUGAGCGCCUGGUUGCACGGUGUCCUAACCUGAGGACUCUUCGCCUCAACCGUGCUGUGCCACUUGAGAAGCUUCCCAACCUACUUCGGUGUACUCCCCAGUUGGUUGAGUUGGGUACAGGUGGCUACACUGCUGAGGUCCGCCCUGAUGUCUUGUCAAACCUGGCAGAUGCUUUUGCAGGCUGCAAGCAACUUAAAGGCUUGUCUGGGUUUUGGGACGUGGUUCCAGCUUACCUUCCAGCAAUGUAUUCAGUCUGCCCUGGAAUCACCUCUUUGAAUUUAAGCUAUGCUAUUAUUCAAAGCCCUGAUCUUAUCAAGCUUGUAAGCCAGUGUUGCAAUUUGCAACGGCUAUGGGUGAUGGAUUACAUUGAAGAUACAGGGCUUGAGGCCCUUGCUGCAUCUUGUAAGGACCUUCAAGAACUUAGGGUGUUUCCUUCUGACCCCUAUGCUGUUGAGGGAAAUGUAGAUUUAACAGAACAAGGCCUUGUUGCUGUUUCUAAGGGUUGCCCCAAACUGCAGUCAGUAUUAUACUUCUGCCGCCGAAUGACAAAUGCUGCACUGGCAACUAUUGCUCAGAAUAGUCCUAAUUUUAUCCGGUUUCGUCUUUGCAUAAUUGAGCCUCGGGCUCCUGAUUACCUGACCUGCGAAGCACUUGAUACUGGUUUUGGAGCCAUUGUAAAACACUGCAAAGAAUUGCGGCGACUUUCCCUCUCUGGCCUCCUCACUGAUCGGGUGUUUGAGUAUAUUGGGACUUACGCGAAGAAGUUAGAGAUGCUUUCUAUCGCCUUUGCUGGGGAUACUGACUUGGGCCUCAACCAUGUGCUGUCAGGUUGUGAAAGCCUCCGAAAGUUGGAGAUAAGAGACUGCCCAUUUGGGGAUGAUGCUCUCUUGGCCAACGCUGCAAAGCUGGAGACAAUGCGAUCCCUUUGGAUGUCUUCUUGUUCGGUGAGUUUCGGAGCAUGCAAGAUGCUAGCUAAGAAGAUGCCCGGGCUUAACGUUGAAGUUAUAGAUGAAAGUGACCCUCCAGGUUCAAGGCUGGAAAGCAUUCCUGUUGAGAGAUUAUACAUAUACCGAACAGUUUCAGGACCUAGGUCCGAUAAGCCUGCCUUCGUUUGGAUGAUGGAUAACGAUGCAACACCGAGGUGUUCUUGACAUUCUUCUUCUGCAGGGAGCAGGGAAAUUUGUAUUUUUCUUGGCAUUAAUUAGUAGUUCUUGUGGUGGUUGAAGUGCUGAAGAGAGGCUACUCUAGGCAUGAGGAGUUGAGAAGCCAUAUUAUUUUAGCCUUGGCUGAGGUAUUCCACAGAAAUUAGCAACUCCCCCAGACUAAAAGAGAUUAAACUCUUCAUAUUGCACUGUGUAUCAAUUGUUUUUUCUCCCAUUUCCUCUCCACAUCUCCCUAUGUGUUCUUGAUAGACUUGCAGAUCAGUUUCAGCUCUUUGCAGGGCCAAAUGCAGACUUGUGCUAUAAUGUAUUUCAUGAUUAAUAAAUUUUAUUGCCUUAUUACUCUCA